GCAAAAUGGGAUUGCCACAGCUAGAAACAUGUUGUUUUGUGCUAGAUUUAAAAACUGGUAACAUUGUCAUGGGAAGCCUUAAUGCGGUGCUAUCCUUCACUCUGUUCGUGAUAAUGAUAGUGGUAGCAUGUACCAUAGAGCCUCUAGAAGUCAAGGCGUACCACGACGAUGACGUCAGCGCGGAGGCGGCACUCACUGGACUAUAUGCCAUGUCCAUUAUACUUGUGAUAAUGUUCCUGGUCAAACUGGGUUUCGAUCUGUUCUUCGUGUAUGGUGUUAUUAUGGAGAAAGCAUCUAUCAUCCGAGCUUAUUUCGUCAUGUGGAUUGUGUUCUUCCUGCUAUCGAUGUUCACCUUCUUCCUGAACUCACCACAUUAUAGCGCGGGAACUAUAUGCAUGGAAGUGUUUUAUAUUAGUAUGAAUGUCUACGCCAUUCUUCUAAGCAACAGUUUCUAUAAAAUGCUGAACACUCGUGAAGAAGUUUAGUUUAAGUUUAUAUUUAUUGAAAUUUAUGUAUAGAGAUGUUUAAAGAAUGUUUGAUGUUUCAAAUUAUGUAGACAAAUAUAUUGUUGUUGUACUCACAUUAUAUAACUUUGUUGGAU
Molecule: messenger RNA, 601 nt
Organism: Colias croceus (clouded yellow)
Lineage: Eukaryota; Metazoa; Arthropoda; Insecta; Lepidoptera; Pieridae
Exons: 4
Coding region: 6-485 (159 amino acids)
Source: RefSeq, a predicted model, not a curated record